Mya arenaria is the source of this 1284-nucleotide messenger RNA. Its product is annotated as aquaporin-10-like. Bases 64 to 1284 code for a protein of 406 amino acids. The transcript is spliced from 8 exons. The record is from RefSeq and is a predicted model, not a curated record. Gene Ontology annotation, molecular function: glycerol channel activity; water channel activity. Gene Ontology annotation, biological process: glycerol transmembrane transport; water transport. NCBI's taxonomy places the organism in Eukaryota, Metazoa, Mollusca, Bivalvia, Myida, Myidae. Gene Ontology annotation, cellular component: basolateral plasma membrane; plasma membrane.
CGAUAAUCUAUUAGUCCUGUACACUUCUCUUUGUGGAUGUUUUUGUGAAACAGGUAACCGGCUAUGCAGGCGUUCACCUUUCAUCGUCUGGGACUGAGGAUUCGGAACACGUGGGUGACGGACGCGCUGUCAGAGCUACUCAGCACCUUCAUACUCGCUAUGUUCGUGUACGCGUCCGGAGCGCAAGACCUGCUGUCCCACGGGUCUGCAAGCUCACCCACGGGCAGGGCCUUGGCUGGAGGGGUUGGGCUGAUGAUCGCUGUAUAUGCAGGUCUAGGAGCAUCAGGAGGAAGCGCGAACCCAAAUGUAUCCCUGAUGUUCUGUCUGCUCGGAAAGAUGAGAUGGAGGAAACUUCCGCUAUAUAUCAUUGCAGAGAUGGUGGGUGCAUUCCUCGCUGCGGCGACAACUUACUACAUAUAUGAAGAUCUUAUAGAUGCAUACGACGGAGGGACACGUGUUGUCAGCGGUGACUUUGCCACUGCACAACUGUUUACUUCAUUUCCGCACGCUAGUAUCACCAGGGCAACGGGCUUCUUUGACAUUGUGAUGGGAACGUCACUGUUAACAGGUGCGAUCGCUGCCAUAACGGACCCGAACAACGCGGGAACCAACAAGGACCUGAUACCACUGGUGUUCGUGCCGAUGCUGUUUGGCAUCGUUAUGACUUUCGGUGUACAGACUGGGGCAGCAAUUAACACAUCCCUUGACCUGUCGGGCAGAUGUUUUGCAGCUAUCAUCUACGGUCCGGAAGUAUUCAGUAUACACGACACCUGGGCCUUUGUUCCUCCACUGGGUGGGCUCGUGGGCGCCAUUCUUGGACCAUUCGUGUAUCAGAUGAUGGUUGGGAACCACCUGGAAACAGUUGCUAGUCGACAAUUUGAUUCCCAGUCGAUUUCAGCGCCAGCAGUUUUAAAGGAGUACAAAUCCAACAUGUCCUCCGGGUGUUACACAAUCGCAGGGGAAUCGACAACAAUCGCAGGAAAUUCGACCACAAUCGCAGGGGGUGUUACACAAUCGCAGGUGACUGUACCACAAUCGCAGAUAACUCGACCAGAAUCGCAGGGGGUGUUACACAAUCGCAGGGUACUGUACCACAAUCGGAGGGGACUAAACCGCAUUCCAGGAGACUCGACCACAAUCACAGGGGACUUUACCACAAUCGCAGGGGCCUGUACCACAAUCGCAGGGGACUCGACCACAAUCGCUGGGGACUGCACCACAAUCGCCGGGGACUCGACCUCAAUCGCAGGGGACUCGACCACAAUUGCAGGGGGUAUUACAUAA